UAACAUUGGAAGUCCACAGUAACCAGCCUGUUGAGAAGAAUUUAGAUCAUCCAGCUUCUUGUGUACAAAAGAAAGAAGACAAUUCUCCGAUAUGGGGCGUUGGAUGAAGCCAGAGGUAUAUCCACUGAUCGGAGCAAUGACCUUUGUAACGAGUAUGGUCGUCUUCCAGCUCACAAGGAAUGUUAUCAAAAACCCAGACGUCAGAAUCAACAAAGAACACCGGAAAACAGCAGUGCUGGAAAACAGAGAGGAAGGGGAGAGCUAUAGAGAACACAGCCUACGAAAGUUCCUGAGAACUCGUCCACCGGAAGUCAUGCCAACCAUAAACCAUUUCUUCUCCGAAGACAAAUGAUAAAAUUAUCAUCAAUUCAAGAGAAACACAUAGAAAUAAUUCAUGCUUGUAUACUUUUUCAUGGAAAUAUUUGAUCAGUGAAUAAAUAAAUUUGAUUUAGCAAUAUUCGUCUUUUAUCAAGGAUUUUGCAAUAUUCUGUCAUCAAUCCAAGUUGCUACCAAUGAUUAUAAAACUUUAAUGUUCAU
Messenger RNA from Rubroshorea leprosula, 537 nucleotides. NCBI's taxonomy places the organism in Eukaryota, Viridiplantae, Streptophyta, Magnoliopsida, Malvales, Dipterocarpaceae. The record is from the annotation of a GenBank genome assembly.